UUUUUUGGGCUUCGGGCUGGCGGGGCAGGUUGCUGGAGCCCUGUGUCCUCUGCUCCAGCUUGCUGGGGCCGAGUGGGUCCUUCCCGCCGGCUCUAACCCAACUCUCCCUCCUUUCACUCUUUCCUGGGACGUCGGCAGGUGCAGCGGGAAAGCAUAAGCUUAAAUCGUCUCAGAAGGACAAGGUCCGCCAGUUUAUGGCAUUUACCCAGGCUGGUGAAAGGACUGCUAUAUACUGCUUGAUGCAGAAUGAAUGGAAACUAGAAGUGGCAACAGACAACUACUUCCAGAAUCCAGACUUGUACUACAAAGAAUCCAUGAAGAAUUCAGUAGACAAGAAGAAAUUAGAACAACUGUAUAAUAGAUACAAAGACCCUCAAGAUGAAAAUAAAAUUGGCAUUGAUGGGAUUCAGCAGUUCUGUGAUGAUUUAAGCCUGGACCCAGCCAGUAUCAGUGUUCUGGUUGUAGCAUGGAAGUUCAGGGCAGCUACUCAGUGCGAAUUCAGUAAAAAAGAAUUUGUUGAUGGCAUGACAGACCUGGGGUGUGACACCACAGAAAAACUAAAAGCUCUAUUGCCAAGACUGGAACAGGAGCUAAAGGAUCCAACUAAGUUCAAAGAUUUUUAUCAGUUUACUUUUAACUUUGCUAAAAACCCUGGACAAAAAGGUCUAGAUCUAGAAAUGGCAAUUGCAUAUUGGAAUUUAGUCUUGUCAGGAAGGUUUAAAUUUCUUGAUCUUUGGAAUAAGUUUUUGCUGGAACAUCAUAAAAGAUCAAUUCCAAAAGAUACUUGGAAUCUUUUGUUAGACUUUGGAAAUAUGAUUGCAGAUGAUAUGUCCAACUAUGAUGAAGAAGGAGCAUGGCCUGUUCUUAUAGAUGAUUUUGUGGAAUAUGCACGACCAGUAGUCACAGGAGGAAAACAUAAAACUUCCUAACCCCAGACUUGUCAAUAUGGACUAAAAGUGCACUCUGAACUGCGUUAGGCAAUGAAGAUUUGUUGACUGAUAACUGCACAUUGUUGCUGGAUUCAGCAGUCUUGAUGAGAUUCUGCAGGCAAAGCUGAAAUUCUUCCUUUCUGCCUAAAGAAAAGGGUGGCUGACUUGUGGACACUUGAAGAACAAACUCAGAAGAUAGUACAGACUGUUUGUAGGCUAUCGGCUUCAAUUAUUGUGCCAGUUGUAUCAUAUAGGAUGUAGAUUUUGCAUGAUUUUAUACUUUGGAGAAGUUUAACUAGAGGCCAUUUUAUUAAAGUUUUGACAGCACAGCAUGCCAUUCAGUUCAUGAUCCAAAGUGAACACCAGCAGUUACAUAAAUAAAACUGUAUUAUAUUGUACUUAUAUAAAAAGCAGUAUUUGUGGUAUAUAAAUUAAAUCCCCAAAUAAAACUUAUGCAGUAUGUUGCAUUUUUAUAAAAGUUAGUUCUGUGGAUCUGUCCUAAUAUUGAAUUGUAACCAAAAAAAAGGAAACAAACCACUUUGCUUUUUUUUUUUACUUGUUGCCAAAAUUUUAAAUUUAUGUUUUAAAGUCUUAGAUGUAUGGAUUGAUUACAUCCAGCCUUUUCUUCCAGUGAGAUCAACUUCCUCAUUAUUCUUCUUGAAGUGCUUGGACGUGUAACAGUGCUGAGGAAAGGCUGCUGCUCUGUGCUACGUUGCAACUCCAGCUUUUUUAUUAACCACUUUAAAGCAGACAUUAAACAGCCAAAGAUGAUUUUAUAAUUAGUGUUUGAUUAUCAUAAUUCAGUUAGUCUUUGAUUAUUUAUUUCAAAUAACGAAUGGGUGGAAUAUAAGUUUUAGUUUUAUUUGUAGCCUGAAACGAAUCAUAAAUCCCAUCUAAAUGCAACAUUGUUAUAAACGAAUUCCUGUCAUUUCUCAUAGAAAAUAAAUGUGAAUAAGCCCAAAAGCUUCACUAGUUGGCAUCUGCUUUGAAGAAAUAGUUAAGGGUAACAAUAAGUGAUGAUAAACAUUCAUGCCUCUGGGUGUAUUGUGCAUUCAAUUUCAUUUAUUUAAGUGGAAAAAAAAGAAAAUUAAUGCAGUAUCGUUGAUCUUCCAGGCUAGUGAAAUUGGUCUAGCUUCUACCAAAUAUAUAUUUUUUUUUCCACCUUUUCACCAGUCCUCAAUUAUGAAUUGUACAGAGGUCAGCGGCCUCUUUGUCAACAGUGUCUCUGAUGCCAGAAACUAUUCAACACAUCUUCUCAAAGGACUCUUUUAAAAUGCUACCUCACCAAAAUGGGUUUGUCACACCCACUGUAAAAGUUUGUUAAAACAAAGAGUUACUAAAGAAUAUGCACAUUGAAUACGGUCAAUGUAUUUUCUAUAAUCAGAGCUGAAUAGAUGCAAGAAUAUUGG
Molecule: messenger RNA, 2338 nt
Organism: Calypte anna (Anna's hummingbird)
Lineage: Eukaryota; Metazoa; Chordata; Aves; Apodiformes; Trochilidae
Gene: DCUN1D2
Product: defective in cullin neddylation 1 domain containing 2
Exons: 7
Coding region: 195-929 (244 amino acids)
Biological process (GO): positive regulation of ubiquitin-protein transferase activity; protein neddylation
Cellular component (GO): ubiquitin ligase complex
Molecular function (GO): cullin family protein binding; ubiquitin conjugating enzyme binding; ubiquitin-like protein binding
Source: RefSeq, a predicted model, not a curated record